Molecule: messenger RNA, 879 nt
Organism: Effrenium voratum
Lineage: Eukaryota; Dinophyceae; Suessiales; Symbiodiniaceae
Source: the annotation of a GenBank genome assembly
AUGAUCGUCUGGUUUCUGCUGACGGCCGCCAGCCUCUUCUUCGUCAUCUGGGAUUCAGUUUUCAACGGUGUGACAAGCUGGGUUCAGAAACUCGCCUGGAUCCUCGUGGUUGCCUACACCGGGCCUGUCGGCUGCUUUCUUUAUCUGAUGACCUGCCGCCGGCCAUUUCCGGGCGGCCAUGACGAAUUCACCAAAAAGACAUGGAAACAGUCGGUCAACAGCGAAAUGCAUUGCCUGGCCGGAGACGCCACGGGCAUUGUCAUUGCCGCCAUGAUUGUUCCCGUUUUCCAUUUGACCAACGGAUGGGACAGUGUCUUUGAGUACAUUGCGGGCUUCAUUUGCGGACUGUUCAUUUUCCAGGCACUGAUGAUGCGCGGCAUGUAUGACGGCGACUAUUGGAAAGCGGUACGCAAGACGUUUUUCGCAGAAACCGUGUCCAUGAACUGCGUCAUGGCAGGCAUGCUGCCGACCAUGAUCGUGCUUGCAAGCGUCUGGCCCUCGUCAACAGAACCGUCCGGGCCGGAAUUCUGGUUCCGGAUGAGCAUUGCCUCGAUUGUCGGUCUGUUCACGGCCUAUCCGGUCAACUACUGGCUCGUGAAAUCACAUCUCAAACACGGAUGCAUGACCCUGCCCGGAGCAGACACACCGGCUCUCGGUCACAGAUCUCCGGAACCGGCAAUGUCCGGCCACCUGCACCAGGGGCAUGAGGACGUGGCGCAGGACCAGCCACACCGGAAACACGAUCGCUCCAGGAUGGAAAUGGAAAAAUUGGCCCUGCCGACACAAAUAAUUCUGAUUGCCAUCUCUUUCGCAAUCCUGAUCGUGGCCGGAUUGGCCACCAGUCUUUUCGUGCCCGUCAGGUUUGGGUUGACCCACUGA